Lampris incognitus (smalleye Pacific opah) is the source of this 3881-nucleotide messenger RNA. RefSeq names its product DENN domain containing 1C (gene dennd1c). Gene Ontology annotation, cellular component: cytosol; intracellular membrane-bounded organelle. Gene Ontology annotation, biological process: endocytic recycling; endocytosis. The record is from RefSeq and is a predicted model, not a curated record. The transcript is spliced from 23 exons. Gene Ontology annotation, molecular function: guanyl-nucleotide exchange factor activity; phosphatidylinositol phosphate binding. Bases 27 to 2837 code for a protein of 936 amino acids. NCBI's taxonomy places the organism in Eukaryota, Metazoa, Chordata, Actinopteri, Lampriformes, Lampridae.
AUGGACACAGGCAAGCAUAGACAGCAAUGGGUUCCAGACUGAAAGAAAACCCUGAGCGGACCUUCAACUGGUUCUUUGAGGCCACCUGCCCCAUUGCAAGAGACAACGAUCCCGGUCUUCUGUUUCAUUUUCCAGAGAAUUUUAAAGAUGAGGAGUCCUGUAAAACAUUGCCAAGAUUUUGCUUCCCCUAUGAUAUACAAAGAGUGAGGGAGGGAGUGCCAGUGCAGCACUUCACUUUUGUCCUGACUGACAUGGAGGGAUGCCAGCAGUUUGGCUUCUGUCGCCUCACUAACAGCACACGGACCUGCCUCUGUAUGCUAAGCUAUCUUCCCUGGUUUGAGGCGUUUUACAAACUACUCAACAACUUGGCUGAUUACCUUUCAAAGGGGCAGACAAAUGAGAUAAAGGGGCUGCUGUCAGUGCUUUACAAGCAGCCCAUACCGUUGGCGGUGGGGUCUGUCACGCUGCAAAUGGAAAAGCAGGUUUUGACCAGCACAGAGGUUUUCCACCCUGUUGGAUACCCACAUGGACAGGACGGAAUCCCAUAUUUUAUUGCUCCAGACCCCAGGUAUCUUCCUUCUAUUCCCGAGAGUAGGAACUUGACGGAGUUGAUUGUGGCAGUAGAUGUGGGCAACCUGCUUCAGCUCUAUGCCAGCAUGCUGUUUGAGAGACGCAUCCUCAUCUUUGCCAGCAAGCUCAGCAGUUUAACGGCAUGUGUCCACGCACUCAGUGGGGUGCUCUACCCCAUGUACUGGCAACACAUCUUCAUCCCUGUUCUGCCGCCUCAUUUACUGGACUACUGCUGUGCGCCAAUGCCUUAUCUCAUAGGGGUCCACACGAGUCUCACUGAGAGCGUGAAGAGCUGUAAAUUGGAGGAUGUCGUCAUUCUGAAUGUAGAUACAAACACACUGGAGACCCCCUUCGACGACCUGAAGAGGAUACCUGCAGAUGUGGUGUCAGGGCUGAAGGUGCGUUUGAAACGUCAUUCUACAUCUCCUGGAUGGGGUGUAGCCAGAGCUUUUCUCAGAGCACAAGCGCAGUUGUUUGGAGGCUAUCGAGAUGCCUUUCAGGAACAUAAGGGGGGUGACAUCUGGUUCAGCGAGGAGAUUUUUCUGGACCACAAGUCUCCCAGCAUGAGACAGUUCCUUCAGAGUGCCAUACAUUUACAGUUGUUCAAACAGUUCAUUGAUUCCCGUCUGGAGCUCCUGAACAAGGGAAAAGAACCAGAAGACCUCUUUGAGGAAGAUAUUCUACAGAUUGGAACAGAGGCUGAAGGAAGCAAAGCUUAUCAACAGUUAGUAGGUAACCUGAAGAAAGGAGGAGGUGCUCUCAUCCUCAACAUGAAGUCAAAGGCAAACCUAACGGCCAAAGGUUUUACAAAACUGGGGUUGAAAAACUUGCUGAUAAACAAGGCCCAAGGCGACGCAAACGUUCUUCAGAGGGGCGGCUCAGUAUCCCAUCGCCGUGCCCAGUCUGACUGCCUACAGAACCGUCUUCCCAUCACGCAACACUUUGGGACGUCUCGUCCUCGUCGGCCUCUUCACAAACACAGGACUCCCACAGAAGAGGAGAAUGCAGGGAUCACCAGAGACACCUGGGAUGGGGCCUGGUCUGGGCCAGUGGCAGACCCUGACUCUGAACUACAGAGCAAAGAGGAGGAAGGGGGAGACUCACUGCUGUGUGAGGAGAUGGAUCUCCUCGGGGAGAUUUUUGAAACACUCAGCUCCCGAAGCUCCCAUGAGCGUGGGCUGCUGUAUGGCACACGCAGCCUUGAUCUAUUUGGACCCAACAGCAAUGACUACAUCAGAACAGAGCAUCCGGCAAACCCCAGCCAGGAGAGUCUGUCUCUAUCCAUCAGUGGCAGUGAGAGCCUGCACAGCUGGAAUCUGGAGGAGGGGCUACAGAUCUUAGGGGUGGAGUCAGACCAGACAGAGGAGCCUGAUUGGCUGUUUCCAGAUCCAACCAUACCAGAAGAGCACAAGUCAGAAAGUCCGCUGGUUUCAUGUCAAUGGGGAGAACAAGAAAGGGAAGUGAAAGUGGAGAGAGAAAACACAAAUGACCAAGAGAAAAUGGAGGCGGCAAUGAAGAGGAACAGUGGAGAGGAAGAAACAGACAUGAAGAAAACAAGCUGCAAGGAAAUUAUGGUAGAAGAAAAAAAGAAAAGAAACCAAGAGAUUAAAGUAGGUGUUGUAGAGGAGACCAUAAAAGAAAGAAUUGAGAGGCAGGAGAACAAUACGUGCGGUGGAGACAGCAGGGAGGAAAACCAGGAUGAGAUCAUAGUGAGAGAAGGGGUGAUGAAAUUAACAGAGGAGCCAGUUAAAAUGCACGAAGAUUUGGCAUGUCAGGGAGAGAAAAAUGAAGACAAAGACAAAGGUAUGGACAUGACAGGAUCCUUGCACAGAAAUGGAUCCAGUAGCAUGGCCACUCAGUCCAACUGUGGCCACAACAGUGUGGACCCAUUUGAGAGGCAACAGGGACAAGACACAUUUGGCCUAGAUUUCAAAGCUUGUCUCGGUUCUGAAAACCACACAGCAGACUAUGACUCUGAAAUGUCCAUGGUUCAGGGAAAAGGAGAUGAACAAGAGGGAGGGAGAGAGGAACGAGAGGUGGCACAGACGUCCUGUUCUCCCAAGGUGUUAUCAGCCGUGGCGCGGUUCCAGUCCCAGGCCUGUGGGCAAGGUCUCCACAGUGUGCCUCGUACCUGGGAGGGCGUAGACAGAACCACCCAAAAGGCUGCAAACACUGAAUCCAAAGCAGAGAGCCAAUCAGAACCCACUGAGGAGGAAGACUUGCCUCCCCCUAAAGUUUCAGAACUUAAGAGGAGAUUUGAAGCGUAGUUGGUGUGAAGAUGACCAGUUGGCAAACCUUGCCAAAGUGUUGUAAACACCUAAAUCCAAAUCUUUUCCUCUUAACGGAUGGAUGGCUGAUUAAUUGCAGUUUGGAUGUGUCACCAAGAUAGAGCCACUGAAAUAAGUGAACUACAUUGAAGUAAAUAACUAUAGGUUUGUCAUCAUAGAAAUCAGUUACCACCCCACAAAAUAGUCAAGAUGAAAUCACUCAAAACAAUGGAUUAACAUACAUCCGGCUGUCAGAGGAAAUGCCAGUCAUAUUGUGCUCUCUAACAAAAUUAAUCUGCAUGACUGGGAGUAAAUAAAACCAGACUUCUGCCUUAUCAAAAGCGUCAAGACACUGUGAGGACUUCACAGCUUUACUGUGUUUGCAACCUAAUUGUCUAAUAAGAACACACUUUUUACAUCAUACAUAUCUAUAUAUAUAUAUAUAUAUAUAUGAGGAUUUAUUAUAUAUUCAAACAUUUCAUAGUUCAAAAUCAUCAAAGUGCAUCACAACAAUUGUCGGUGUUUUAAUCAUUACUCUUCAUUGGUGAAAAUAAACGCAUGUUCAUAUAUAAAUACAUAGAUAGCAAGAGUAUUUGUAAAGUGUAAAAAACAGACUACCUAUGUACAAAUACAAAAAAAAUACUUCAGGUCAUAUUCCUCAUCGCAGGGAAAUCUUUAAAUGCUGACCUCAACUGCUCUUGUUCAGAUCAGGGAACAGGCUGGUGACUAAAUGUUCAACUUUUUAAAGCGGUGACUGGUUCCUUUUUUUUGUAUUUCAUAAAUAAUGGCGCUUUGAGAAAAUUGACAGCCCAGCCAGUCCAUAUUCGGUGUCAUCUCUGAACUGUUGCAAUCACACUUAAGCCCUUGGUCUAGCAUGCAAGUUUCACCAGGUUAUUUGUACAAGAGGUAAAACAGGGGAACAUUCUGGUACCUUUGAACAGGAGGAAACGCUGGGGAGGUACAGUCAUAUCAGAAUAUAGGGUGUAUUUCACCUAGCAGUUUACAAAUACCACAUUAAGGCCAUUAGAAGAAGGCAUGCAAAGU